Messenger RNA from Pecten maximus, 690 nucleotides. RefSeq names its product putative protein TPRXL. Bases 1 to 690 code for a protein of 229 amino acids. The transcript has 2 exons. NCBI's taxonomy places the organism in Eukaryota, Metazoa, Mollusca, Bivalvia, Pectinida, Pectinidae. The record is from RefSeq and is a predicted model, not a curated record.
AUGCAUUACACGAACAGUUGUUUAUAUACCCGUAUUGUUGAUUUUCCAUCAACGUCAAAGUCUAAUGAGAACUCGAGCCCAACAAGUCAGGCUCCGUCCAAGUCUGAUGAGGACUCGGGACCCACAAAUCCGUCCAAGUCUAAUGAGAACUCGAGCCCAACAAGUCAGGCUCCGUCCAAGUCUAAUGAGAACUCGAGCCCAACAAGUCAGGCUCCGUCCAAGUCUAAUGAGAACUCGAGCCCCAUAAAUCCAUCACCGUCCAAGUCUAAUGAGAACUCGAGCCCAACAAGUCAGUCUCCGUCCAAGUCUAAUGAGAACUCGAGCCCAACAAGUCAGUCUCCGUCCAAGUCUAAUGAGAACUCGAGCCCAACAAGUCAGUCUCCGUCCAAGUCUAAUGAGAACUCGAGCCCAACAAGUCAGUCUCCGUCCAAGUCUAAUGAGAACUCGAGCCCAACAAGUCAGUCUCCGUCCAAGUCUAAUGAGAACUCGAGCCCAACAAGUCAGUCUCCGUCCAAGUCUAAUGAGAAUUCGAGCCCAACAAAUCAGUCUCCGUCCAAGUCUAAUUGUACUAAGGCCGUGAUAAUAUUGUACCAAGGAUGUGGUAAGGUUGUACCAAGGCCAUCAACAUAUUGUACUAAGGAUGUGGUAAUGUUGAUUAAAAACUGUGGUCUUGUUGUACCAAGGCUGUGA